Molecule: messenger RNA, 927 nt
Organism: Entamoeba nuttalli P19
Lineage: Eukaryota; Evosea; Mastigamoebida; Endamoebidae
Product: DHHC zinc finger domain containing protein
Exons: 1
Coding region: 1-927 (308 amino acids)
Biological process (GO): peptidyl-L-cysteine S-palmitoylation; protein targeting to membrane
Cellular component (GO): Golgi apparatus; endoplasmic reticulum
Molecular function (GO): protein-cysteine S-palmitoyltransferase activity
Source: RefSeq, a predicted model, not a curated record
AUGGAAGAUAAUCAGCAUAAUGUAAUUGAUGAACUAGUUCAACCUGAAGGUUUUACUGAAGAAACUUCUGUAAAAAAACAUAUCUUUUUUCAUAAAAGUCAUAGACAAAAACAUAAUUAUGAUCCACAACGAAUUCAAUGUCAAAAUCAUAUUUCUCAUAUAGGAAUUAAUUUAGCUUUUAUUCUUUCUGAAGUAGUGUUUAUCUUUCAAGUCAUUGAACUUGGGUUGUAUGCGUGGUAUAUUUCUUUGUUAAUUUUAAUACUAUUUAUUCCUUUAUAUAUAUUAGGUACUAUUUCUUAUAAUCGUUGUGUUCAAGUAAAAGAAAAACUUUAUGUUCCAUUAAAUCAUUAUGUUGAAGGAGAAAAUGAAUGUACAAUUUGUCAUUGUACAAAACCAGAAAGAAGUCAUCAUUGUUCAAGAUGUGGUCGAUGUGUUCUAAAAAUGGAUCAUCAUUGUCCAUUUGUUGGUAGUUGUAUUGGUUAUGCAAAUCAUAAAUAUUUCAUUUUGACUCUCUUUUAUACAUUUAUACUCUGUACACUUCUUUUUGUUCUAACAAUCUUCAUUCUUUAUAUUGUUAUACAAAAAAUAAUUUCAAAAGAAUCAUUUAAAUUUGAAGAGAUAUUUUUACCUUUUCAUGCAAUUCAAAUAUUCAUAUCAAUUUAUUUCAUAUUUGUUACGUUUCUUAUGUUAUGUCAACAACUAUAUCACAUUAUUCAAAACGAAACAGGUAUUGAAUUGAAGCAAAAUAAGAGUGGUUGGACUUCAUGUAGAAAAAAUAAACAAGUUAAUAGAUUUAAUGUGGGAUUCAAGAAAAACUUUAAAGAAGUAUUUGGUGAUUCAUGGAUAUAUUGCUUCUUACCUGUUUGGACUACAAAAGGAGAUGGAUACUCUUUUCCUACAAACAAUUCUUUUAAUGAUACACUUUAA